Messenger RNA from Lactuca sativa (garden lettuce), 528 nucleotides. The record is from RefSeq and is a predicted model, not a curated record. Lineage: Eukaryota; Viridiplantae; Streptophyta; Magnoliopsida; Asterales; Asteraceae.
AUGGCUUCCGUCUUGGUCAACGGAACUCCCACAAAGGAAUUCACUAUCAUGAGAGGAGGUAGACAAGGAGAUCCUCUUUCGCCAUUCCUUUUUAUUAUUACAUUGGAAGGUCUCCACAUUUCUAUGGAUGCGGCUUGUGAUUUGCAUCAUUUUAGAGGUCUUUCUCUCCCUUAUAACAACGUUUCUGUUUCUCACUUCAUGUUUGCCGACGAUGUGACCUUCAUUGGUAAAUGGUCAAAGAUUAAUUUUCUAAACCUAAAUAGGUUGCUUGGUUGCUUUUUUCUUGCAUCUAGGUUGGAGGUGAAUUUAAACAAAAGUAAAUUUUAUGGUAUUGGUGUUGAUGAUUUAGAGAUCGAAAGACUUGCUAGCAUUUUGAAGUCUGAUCCUGGUUCUUUUCCCUUUACCUAUCUUGGACUUCCGAUGGGGACGAAUAUGAAACUUUCUAAGUAUUGGAACCCUAUCAUUGAGAAGUUUCGAUGUAAACUAUCUCUAUGGAAAUUGAAAUGUCAUUCCUUUGAGGUCUUCUAA